GGUAAAAAUGGCAACAAAGGAGGAGCUUCUCUCUUUGGGCCUCUCUGAUUCAAAAGUAGCUGAAACGCUGAAAAAUGUGAAGCUCACCGAAACGAUCGGUUCAAUUGUGAAGCUUGCGAGCGAGUCUGGCGAGAUUUCCAAGCAAAAAGGAACACUUUUGUACCAGUUGGCGACAAAGUUGAAGCCACAAGUCGCUGCUCACACUCCACUAGUUGUCAAGUAUAUUAUGAAUGACGGGAUUAAGACAGAGCCACAGCUCUCCGCAGCGAUCGAGUAUCUUCUCUCGCACACCGUUAAAGGUAUCCAAGUGCCUGAUUUCGAGAAAUCAUGCGGAGUCGGCGUUGUUGUCACAAUCGACGACAUCGAAGCGGCCGUUACCAAGGUGAUUGGCCAACACCGCGAGAAAAUCGUCGCCGAGCGGUACUCGUUCCCGGCCGGAAAGUUGCUCGGCGAGCUACGAGCUCUGCUUCCAUGGGCUGAUGGUGCGAUUACGAAGAAGGAGGUGGAUUUGAGAUUCUUGGAGCUGCUCGGACCGAAGACUGCGGAGGAUUUGGCUCCGAAGAAGAAGGAGAAGAAGCCGGAAGGCCCGAAACCUUCCAAAGACGCUGCCGCUGCCGCCACCGCUCCAGGAACCAAAAAUCAAAAGGAAGCUAGCCCCGAAGAAUUCGCUGAUGGCGCCGAAACCAUGGACGAGCUGCUCCGCACCCGUGCGCAUUUCCACAAAGUCGGAGAAAACUUCAAGCAAGACGGCUACGUGACCACUCCAAAAACCGCAGAGCUUCUCAAGGCUCACGUGGCGGCUGUCGGAGGGAAGGUGGUGACCCGAUUCCCGCCUGAACCAAAUGGUGUUCUUCAUAUUGGACACGCGAAGGCGAUUAACAUCAAUUUUGGAUAUGCUAAAGCUAUGGGUGGUGUGUGUAAUUUGAGAUUUGACGAUACAAAUCCGGAAAAGGAAGAGGAAAAGUUCUUCUCUGCAAUUGAGGAUAUUGUUCAUUGGCUUGGAUAUGAUCCGGCUAGAGUUACUCACUCUUCGGAUAAUUUUCAGCAGCUUUAUCUUUGGGCUGUUAAGCUUAUUCAGAAAGGACUCGCUUUCGUAUGCCAUCAAAAAGUCGAAGAAAUGCGCGGUUUCGAAGUUCAACUGAGCCCGUGGCGUGAGCGACCAAUCGAAGAGAACAUCCAACUCUUCGAAGACAUGAAAAAUGGAAAAUUCGACGAAGGAGAAGCCACACUCCGGCUCAAGUUGACACUGGAAGAAGGAAAAGUCGAUCCAGUCGCCUACCGUAUCAAAUAUGUUCCACAUCAUCGAACUGGAAAUCAAUGGUGCAUCUACCCGACCUACGAUUAUACCCAUUGCCUUUGUGAUUCAAUUGAAAAUAUCACUCAUUCUCUGUGCACCAAAGAGUUCCAGUCGAGAAGAAGCUCAUAUUACUGGCUCUGUAAUGCUCUAGAUAUCUAUUGUCCUGUUCAAUGGGAGUACGGUAGACUAAAUGUCAACUAUACUGUGGUCUCGAAGCGAAAGAUUCUCAAACUUAUCACCACAAAAACCGUCAACGAUUGGGAUGAUCCACGGUUGUUCACACUGACAGCACUCCGACGGCGUGGUAUCCCAUCUGAGGCGAUUAAUCGAUUCGUUGCGAAGCUCGGAUUGACAAUGUCACAGAUGGUUAUUGAUCCACACGUUCUUGACGCAACUGUUAGGGAUUAUUUGAAUAUUCACGCGCCAAGAACAAUGGCCGUGCUCGAGGGAUUGAAGCUGACAAUCGAAAACUUUUCCGAACUCAAUCUCCCAUCAUCCGUCGACGUUCCAGACUUCCCAUCUGAUCCGACUGAUCCACGAAAGCACUCGGUAUCCGUCGAUCGGGAGAUUUUCAUUGAAAAGUCCGACUAUAAGCCGGAUGAUUCGGACAAAUCCUUCAGAAGGCUGACGCCGAAACAAGCCGUCGGCCUGAAACACAUUGGAUUGGUGCUCCGAUUCGUGAAAGAAGUCAAAGAUGCCGAGGGUCACGUCACAGAAGUUGUGGUGAAGGCUGAGAAGUUGUCGGAGAAGGAUAAGCCGAAAGCAUUUAUUCAUUGGGUUGCAAAGCCUGUCUCGUGUGAAGUUCGGCUCUAUGAUAGACUAUUCAAGAGUAAGAAUCCAGAGGAUGCUCAACUAGUUCCAGGUGGAUUCCUGUCGGAUAUCAAUCCAGAUUCAUUGACAGUUGUCUACAAUGCUCUAAUUGAUCAGUCUAUUGCAAAAUCAAAGGUUUAUGAUAGAUUCCAAUUCGAACGCAUCGGAUUCUUCUGUGUCGAUCGUGAUUCGACGUCUUCAACGUUGGUCUUCAACCGAACUGUCAUGCUGAAAGACGGAGGAGCUUCUGGAAAGAAUUGAUCAUAAUUUAAUUUUUUUUAGUUUUUCGUUGGAUUUAUUUACUUGUUGAUAAUAUCAAUUUGCAUAUCUUUUGUGCGGCGGUGACAAUUGUAUUCAAAAAUUGGAAUAUAAAUUUAUUUAUUCGCAA
Messenger RNA from Caenorhabditis elegans, 2495 nucleotides. RefSeq names its product putative glutamine--tRNA ligase (gene qars-1). The record is from RefSeq and is marked reviewed. Gene Ontology annotation, cellular component: aminoacyl-tRNA synthetase multienzyme complex; cytoplasm. NCBI's taxonomy places the organism in Eukaryota, Metazoa, Nematoda, Chromadorea, Rhabditida, Rhabditidae. Gene Ontology annotation, biological process: translation; tRNA aminoacylation; glutaminyl-tRNA aminoacylation. Gene Ontology annotation, molecular function: glutamine-tRNA ligase activity; aminoacyl-tRNA ligase activity; ATP binding.